This is a messenger RNA of Rotaria socialis, 999 nucleotides long. The record is from the annotation of a GenBank genome assembly. NCBI's taxonomy places the organism in Eukaryota, Metazoa, Rotifera, Eurotatoria, Philodinida, Philodinidae.
AUGUCUAAUGAUGCAAGUAAAAUAAACAAUACAUCGACUACAAACAAAGCUCGUCCAUGGAUUCAAACUGGUCGAUACGAAUUUGAAACUGUAUGCCGAUCUACGUUAUGUCCAAAAGAAUGGCUUCAAGUAGAAAAAAUCUAUGUUUGUGAAUAUUGUUUAAAAACAACUAUACAAGGAACAUCAGCGAGGCGACAUCAUACAAAAUGUACACAAACACGUCCUCCAGGUUGUUUGAUUUAUACACAAAAAGAUGUUAGUAUUUUUGAAGUAUGUGGUUGGAAAGCCAAAACUUAUUGUGAAGAUUUAUGUCUUAUCGCUACUUUAUUUAUUGAAAGUAAAAUCGAAAUAAAAAAUGUUCACCGUUUUCGUUUCUACGUUCUGACGGUUUGUCAUAAUGAUAAUCAAUAUGAAUUUGCUGGAUUUUUUUCGAAACUUCAAUAUCAAGAAAGACUCAAUGUUUCGUGUUUAUUAAUUUUACCACCUUAUCGUAAUCGAGGUUUUGGAAGUUUAAUGGUACAUAUAAGUUAUGCUCUCAGUCGUUUGGCUAAUAUUCAUACGGGUACACCAGAACGUCCCCUGUCAACACAAGGCUUAUUAUGUUAUAGAAAAUAUUGGAAAUCAAAGAUAUUUGAUUAUCUUUUAACGAAAACAAAUGAAGAACAAAUUGCUAUAAAUGAUAUUAGUAAAGCAACAUCAAUUUUCACAUGUGAUAUUAUUGAAACAUUAGCAUCAUUAAAUAUGAUUCGAAUGUUGGAAAAAGAUAAGCUUAUUAUCUAUCGUUCUCAAGAAUUAUUUGAUGAAUAUAAACAAAAAUCGAAAGAAACCGAUAUUCGUCACGAAAUCGUUAAUUUCGAUUCAAGAUGUCUAACAGCCAAAUCCAUCCCAGCUCCUUUGCCAUUUGAACACAAGUGUAAAAGAAUAAAAUUUGAUGAUAAUGAAACAGUUAUGACAUUUUUUAACUAUUAUCCAUCGGCAUCAAUAGAAGGCAUAGACUAG